UAACCAAUGCAGAAGUCGAGCAACAACAGCCAGCAGCUGUAGCAAAAAGGGUUUAUCAAUCCGAAAUCUCCCAGGCCUGUCGAGCAGCAAAAUGGAGGAAGAAGCUGGUAUCUCACGCCUCGUCGGAAGAAUAGUGGAAAAGGGUUUCUCCGCUACCACCACCAGACCUAGUGACAAGAACCCUCCUGGCCCUUACUCUCUCCCUCGCCUCACUGUUGUUCCUUUCCCUCUUGCUCGCCACCGCUCACAUGUUCCUCAUUGGGCUCCGUUGGGUAGUCAAAUGCAACAUAAUGAUGAUGUAGAUGAUGACAAUGAAGAUAAAGAUGAGACUGAUUUUGAUCCUAUAUCGGCUUUUGCCAAUCCAAUACAUAGGAAACAGAAGAAAGGUUUGAAUUUUGAUCCUAUAUCUUUAUCUAAACUCAGGCAGAAGUUUUUCAGUCUUCCCCAUCCCCCAACCCAAUUCUGCACUCUUUUGGACUUUGAACUACUCACUAGCUAUGAACUCUUUACAGUUGUCCAUCCAAACUCCCACCAUGUGCAAGAGAGUGUCAUUGGAGCUGAUUCCUCUUCAAUGUCGUUGGAGAGGAUCUGGACACAAGCUGCAAAAGACGAUUCACACUCUGAGGUUGGUGAAAAGAUCCAUAUUGCAAAAGAAACAGCUGCCAAGGAUGGAGGGACAUGA
Messenger RNA from Telopea speciosissima, 682 nucleotides. RefSeq lists its product as uncharacterized. The transcript has 4 exons. The record is from RefSeq and is a predicted model, not a curated record. Lineage: Eukaryota; Viridiplantae; Streptophyta; Magnoliopsida; Proteales; Proteaceae. Bases 92 to 682 code for a protein of 196 amino acids.